Messenger RNA from Hyposmocoma kahamanoa, 5534 nucleotides. RefSeq names its product protein FAM117B-like. The record is from RefSeq and is a predicted model, not a curated record. The transcript has 8 exons. The coding region runs from base 171 to 1214 and encodes 347 amino acids. Lineage: Eukaryota; Metazoa; Arthropoda; Insecta; Lepidoptera; Cosmopterigidae.
GGUUUGAGUGUCGUUUAACAGGCCUAACAAAUCGCCUUUAUACAAAGAAAGCCGACGCUGCACGGACUGGCUCGGUAGUUUUGAGGUUUUGUACUGUAAAUAUUUGUUUGUUUUAAUUUGAGGGGUAACGAAGGUUUUGGGAAAAAGAUAAAGUUUUCGAAUUAUUGAGAAUGUCGGGUCGUGUACGGAAGCAAUCGGAUUGCCCGGUGGGAAAGCAGGGCCCGAUGCGGGCGACGUUACCGGUCAGUUCAGUGAUGAAGCAGAGCGGCGGGCUAAAGAAGAACGCGAGCAACAGCCCGACGCUGUCGCCGACGAACGUGUGGCGGCGGAUAUCUCCCGAUCACGCGUUGUCUGGUCAGCGAAGCCCUGGAGCUGUGAACUACAAAGGCAAAGGUCGUUUUGGCGUUUGCGUCAUACGUCGCACGGCGUCUCUAGACACACUCUAUCAUAAAGGACAGUGGCCCAGGGACUAUUAUCUUCAUGCUGGACAGUUGCAGGUUGAUAAGUCCACACAGACUGACGAUGGUGGUGGAGCGUCGGGCCGCUCGUCCCGUGGCUCUGAAGAUGACAAGCUGGAUAGGUUUCUCCGUAGCCGUUUACAGCGGCCGCACAAACCUUGCGCCUCGGGCGAUUACUCCACCCAUACAAUGAGCCCAGGUUUUUGGUCUCGUUUCGGAAGCGGCAGCGUCCCGCUGCGGGCGGCGCGUUCUUCUGUGGAGGGUUUGAACCAGGAGAUAGAGAAACUCGUGCUUUACCCGGCCAGCGGGACACAGACCCCGCAUCUGGACAGACUUAGAGAUAAAGUAACUCCCGAAGGGCAUAGAGCGCCGCUCGCGGAAUUACUUCGGCGCUCCGUCAACACGCAAACACCACACGAUCUUCACACUGCUCACUCGUCAGAUCCACCUUCGCGAGGGUCAUUCUCCAGUGACGGUUCCGCAGAGCUACUGGCCACAGGUGGUAGUGUGUGUUCGUCACCAGAUCUGGAUGGAUCCAAGCUCGGAACAUCGCCGCAAAUAAAUCGUUUCUUAGCCCGCGAACCCCCGGAUGGUUGUGAAAAGGUGAACUUAAAAGCCGGCGAAGGCGCAUACGCAGAGUCUGUGUCCGUAAUGAAGCCGGCAGUACCAGGCUUCACGCUGCGACCAUCACUCGGUUCAGCCUUUCAGCCACUACAACCCGCGCCAUCGUCACACUCCCCCUCUACUCCCCAUUAAUCCUCCUCUACUCCCCAUUAAUCCUCCUCUACUCCCCAUUAAUCCUCCUCUACUCCCUCCCUUUGUCUAGCUCAGCUGGGUGAACAAAAUUGCCAACUAAACUUGGCAAUCGGGAAUAAACCCCAACUGAAAUAAAGUUCAUUAUCCUUAUUUCAUUUGACGUAAGGUUGAAAUGAAGGAAGUGAUGUUCGAUGAAAUUUUCUCAAUUGCCGAUUUCGAUAUGGUAAGCUCUACAUGUUCUUUAUUGCAUUAUCUAUUGGAAAGUCUGAUAUAAUGAUGGAAAUGAAACUAUAUUUUCGGAAUUAAAUCGCGUAUAUUUGUUUUUUUUUUCCAAAUAAACCAGCGGCUGCUGUCAGUUCUAGAUCGACCGCGACAAAUACGCACGAUUUAGUACAGCAAUUGUUUCAUUUGUAACAUAUAGUUCCGAUCUGAUAUAACGAGUUGAAUUUUCAUCAUGGAGACCGUGUCACUUGUACAAUACUGACAUUUACUUCAAAUGUAACACAUCUGACCAAUUUUGUUUGAACUUUUCGCCAUCAAAAGUCCAUACUGAUGCGACCAUUGCAGGAUCCAGAACUUAAACAUAACGUUCUAUAGUUGCAUUUGUUGGCAACUGAUCGCCAUAAUGCAACAUGAACAGCUUAGAUGCUAAAUUGUUCUUCUCGUCAUAAUGCAAAAUGCAGCUAAGGAACACCCAGGUACAGGUCCCCUAAUAAAUAAACAAUGAGCGUUUAAUGUCUUUUAAUGAUUUAGAGUGCAUGUAGCAAUAUAUCUUCAGUAUUUUGACUACCGAUUUAUAAUUGCCGUUUCACGUUUACUAGAAACAAAAUACUGAAAUACCUUAUCAUAUUUCACGUCAUUUUAUAGUUUUUAUGUAUAUUGUACAGACUUAUCACUAAUUAGCUAUAGGGCAUGAAGGGCGAGAUUUCUAUGCGAAACGAGCAGUAUGUCGCUCCCGCGCUAGUCGCGCUCUAUUGUGCUAGCCCGCCUGAUGUUGGUAUAGAGACGACUAAAAUAUUUAGGUUGGAAUGUAGUUCCAAGUUCAAAUAUACCUUAAGAUUGACAAAUUAGUCGUAAGUCAUCUUUAACAGGUCACUGGAACAUUGACAUUAAAAUUCAAUAAUACUAUUUCAAGGUCCACCAGUAACUUGUCGCCAGCUUUUACUGCUACGUAAUGUACAACCACUUUAGAAGUAGUGAUAAACUUGUACAAUAUAAUUAAUGACUUCGUUUCCCUCUACCAUUUACAAUAACAAAAAAGACAAUUCAAUAAUCCAACGUAACCUACAUUUCCUUCACAUCAAUUAGUAUAUUGUCGUAGGGCACGCCCAUUUCAUUCCACCUACUUGUUCUUAAAAUCUGCUGAGACAAUAAUGAAUAAUAAAUACCUAAUCUUUAUUUAAUUGUUAUUACAAAAUGGUUUGUUUGAGUUUAAACUUUUGUAUUAUUUGAAUGAUCGUCAAUUUUCAUUGAUUGUGAGUGAGACUUAAGAAUUUCUUUGUUUUAAAGUAAAACUGUGUUAUAAAACAACCAAAGCUAUUUAAAUACAGCUCGCAACUAGAUUGAAUUUCUAUCAGCUGUACUUUACUAACCAAAAACAAAUCAAACAUUCGACAAUGUGAGCAUAGUGUAACGAUAAUAACUCGUAACGAAUGCGUUAUUUAAAUUUUAAAUAGAACUUGUAAGGAAAAAUAUGUUUUUCUGUUUUGUCUUAAGUUAUAUUUUAGUUACAUUUUGUAUAACAUACACUACUAAAUCUGACAUCAUGACCGGUUAUAUACUUGAUCUCAUUUCAUGUAUUAUAAUUAUGUACAUAAAUUUAUAUAUCACAAAAGAAAUGAAAUUGAAACAUUGUUUCAUGGCUUAUUUUAUUAUAAUUCUCAAUGUGAUUAUUAUUAUUUUUUUAACUUUAAUAUGAGGACAUCGCCCUCGGACCAAUGCUUAAAAGGCCUGAAUAUCAUAUGAUCCAGGUAAACGUGUCGUUCAACUCGAUUUUCUAAUGGAAAGCUUUAAAUUGCGGAAUUUGAUAGAAAAUGUAAGACAACUGACUGAAUUUUAUAAACUUUACUCAUACACUGAUACAGGUAUCUUGACAGUUUAUAGGAGCUAUGUAGUUCGUAAUAAAGUGCCUCUUUUGACAUAACUUCUAUCCUUGUAAACCCCGUCUUGCGACGACGAUAUUGGUAAUCUAUCGUACAUUCGGCAGUCCGGGAACAGAAAACGUCACCAAUACCUGUAUCAGGUAUCAUGGGUACACACGGUAUUUGUUUUGUAACGUUCGUUUAGGGAAGAUGGACCAUGCCAGUUGGAUCUCUCUUGGCCAAAAUGCAUUUUUAUCAUCGAGACUGAUAACUAAGAAUGUUCACAACCUACACAAAAUAGAUCUGCUUUCAAGUACGCAAUUAUUUUUUUAAAAUUUUGUAAAAAAAAAAAAUUCGAUGGCAAAUAAAUAUAUUUUGGAUGGCUCACCUUUGGAUAAGAGUAUUUUAAACCUUUCAUUGCUCAAAUCAAAAUUUUAUUAAGAGCCAUACUUAAGAUAGUCGCAGUUUUUUAGAUAUUGAAUUUUGUGAAUAUCAGCGAAAUGUAUACUUAGUAUGUAUCUGAUUAACAGAAAAUGAAUGUGAUAUUCUAAGUGAAUCGUUUGAAUAUGUAUGCUGAUUGUGACGUAACAACUUUUGAUACUGGUACUAGUGCUUUCGUAUCUAUCUAUUGCGGCUUAAGAAUGCGCUAUAUAUAGCAUACCAUAUUCACGAGUUGUGAAGUGUUUCAAAGGUGCUGAGUAGUGAUUCUAGGUGUGUACAGUUAUUGGCUUGGGACAGACGCGCGAUGCAGGAUUGUUUAGCUUCCGAUCUAACCAGAUAGUUAACGCGUUUCCACACGAGAUUAAAAAAGCGAUCAAUACCACCAGCAAAAGAUUCAGGAAUUUUUGACAUUGUACAAAAUUAUCUAUUAUAAAUUUUUGAGCAUUAAUUCUUUUAAUAUUUCUAAAUCUAUAAUUGAUUUUAAUUUAAAAUUAUUAUAAUUAUACGCUGUGCAAAGAUAUAGAUGCAAAAACCGAGCCAAUAUUAAAAAUCCCAAUUUCUGUGUAAAUUAUACCACUUAUAAGUGCAAAAUUUAACUUAGCUGUAAUGUUAAAAGAAUACAUAUUAGCCAUCCGUACAUAUACAAUAUCAAUGUUUCAAAAAUGUCUGUCUAUUAACACAAAGUGUACUUGAUUACUGUGCUGUUGCUUCUACAGAUGCUCUAUAACUUCGGUAUGAAGUGUUAGCUUAAUAUAGUUAUGAUUAUUUGCCUUGCUACUGUCUGCUUCCAUAAGCUUGUAGACUCCCACAUCCAAACAAUACUACAUAAUGCUUUACUAACAUAGAGUUUAUGUCACAGGUCCAGGUUGUAAUUUAGGAUUUAAUAUGUAAACUUCUCCCAAUGUCGUUACCUAAUAUAAGUUUUAGUAAGUUGUAGCAAAGUGGCCCGAAAUUUAUUAGCUGUUAAUAAACGUGUGCUAUAUGAAGGUCCCCUUACUAUUAUUUAAAAUGUUCCACAUUAUGUGGAUAAUGGUUUCUACAGAAAAAUGUCUUAUAUUGUGUGAAUUUUCUAGUUGUUGGAUGAAAUUUUUUAAUAUAUUGUAAGACACUUUUAUGAAGGAAUCUAAGUUUUUAAAAGUACAUAAAUAUUUUUGUAUGUUCAGGGUAGGAUGUGAGAGAUGUACCAUAAAAGUAACUCGGAUAGGACCUUAGAUUUGAUAAUUCUUUUAUAGAUGGUUAAUAUUAUUUUAAAGUUUGCUUUUAGAUGAAUGGAUAAGUUUGUAAUUUUUAUUAUGAUAUUAGAUUAAAUACUAACAUUUAAACUAAACCAAAAGUGCCCAUUGAGAUAAGUUUAUAAUGGAGCAAGUCUUUUGUCUGGCACUUUGUUACCGAAUAAUGUUUAGGCGACAAAAUUAGGGAAUAAGUAAAAAUUAUCGAAGGAUUGUUAAGUUUAAGUUAUCUAAAAUUGUUGAGGUUAUUGAUGAAAAAAUGAUUUAGUUUUUUGUACAAUGUGGUGCUAUACAAAAGGCUUGUUUAUUUAGAGGCAUUAAUUAACAUCAAUAUAAUAGUAUCUACUUUAAGUAUUAAUAAGGAUGGUUUUUAUUAUAGUUUUGUUUCAGAGAAGAAAUUCUAAUUACUAUUUUUGUUUCCAAUAUUUUAUCACUUUGACCUGUUUUCACUGUAAUGUAUCUUGCUGUAUUGCAGACAUAUCCAAUAUACAGACUGAUUUAAAAUAUUCAUUUUUCAUUUAUCUAUCCUCAAAUAGACCAUUCUAGACUCAAAAAGAGCUGCCCCUGUA